This is a messenger RNA of Ochlerotatus camptorhynchus, 3807 nucleotides long. RefSeq lists its product as uncharacterized. The record is from RefSeq and is a predicted model, not a curated record. The coding region runs from base 1 to 3807 and encodes 1268 amino acids. Lineage: Eukaryota; Metazoa; Arthropoda; Insecta; Diptera; Culicidae. The transcript has a single exon. Gene Ontology annotation, molecular function: zinc ion binding; nucleic acid binding.
AUGAUCGUCCAGAAGCUAAACGAAGCUAUGGAUGAACCUGAAACAGCGAGCCUUUCCCAGUUGAAGGCUUAUGAGAAGAAAUUGGAACUACAUUAUUCGGAGUAUGCGGUGAAGCAUGACUUAAUCGUGACUCAGUGUACUAGUGAAAACAUGGAGGAUCAGGACAAUAAGUUGGACGAGUUCGACGAGCUGCACACGGAGGCGUUAGUGAAGCUGAAUCAACUGUUGGAGCUACUUCGUGCUGAUCCACAACCUAAUAAUGGAGUUCCCCAAGUGAUUGUGACUCAGCAACCUCUGAAGACGCCGAUCCCAACCUUCGAUGGGAAGUACGAAGGUUGGCCAAAAUUCAAAGCUCUCUUCAAUGACUUGAUCCGAAAGUGUGGCGACUCCGAUGCAACUAAACUGCAAUACCUGGACAAGGCGCUGAUCGGUGAAGCUUCCGGUAUCCUUAAUGCCAGAAUUAUCAACGACAACAACUAUCAGCAAGCAUGGGAGUUGUUAGAGGAGCGCUUUGAAAAUCCGAGAGUGAUUAUUGACACCCAUAUUUCCGGUUUAUUGUCGAUGAAACCGAUAGCCAAACAAAGCUUCAAGGAGCUAAGGAACCUUAUCGAUACAUGCAAUCGCCACGUGGAAGGAUUGCGGUUCAUGGAGCAGGAGGUUGUUGGAACAGCCGGUCUAAUCGUGGUGAAGCUACUUACAAUGUGCCUUGAUGGAGAAACGCGGAAGCAGUGGGAGCUCACCAUGGAGCACGGAGAACUUCCUGACCUCGAAGAAUCCAUGAAGUUCCUAAGAAGUUAUUGCCAGGUACUUGAGAGAUGUGAAGUAGACAAGGCGUCCUCAGCUAAGGCAGCUGUUAAGCCUCCUAUGAUGGGGAAAACCAGCUCAUCGCAAAGAACCUCCAAUCCAGCAACAUCCAGUUCACCGGAGAAUGUGUGUGAAAUAUGCGCGGGUCAACAUUGCAAUUACAAGUGUCCUUCUUUCUUGAGCAUGAGUGUUGAUCAGCGUGUUACCAAGGUGAAGCAAAUCGGACUAUGUUUCAACUGCCUUAGGAAAGGCCAUCAAAUCAGGGCUUGUCCAUCAGAUAAGUCAUGCUCGAGGUGUUCCAAAAAGCAUCAUACCAUGUUGCACUUCGAGCAGGUGUCCCAAGCUGAUCCGAAGCAGAAAACUCCAGGUGGAACAUCCAAGCCGCAGGAGAUGCAGACAGCAGCAGCUGUUCCUGAGGAUCCUGUGUCUACAGCCUGUUCCAGUAUGCAACAACGAGCGAAACAAGUGUUUUUGAUGACCGCAUUGGUGAAUGUUACGUCAAAGAGCGGAAGGAACUUCAAGUUGCGUGCUCUCUUCGAUUCCGGGUCUCAGAUCAACCUGGUUUCUGAAUCUGCUGUAAAACUGCUAGCGCUUCCGAAGUAUCCUGCCAACGUGCCAGUCGUAGGAGUGGGUGGCGCCAGAUCUCAAAUUCGUCAUCGUGUGAUCCUGAAGUGUUUCUCCGACUACACCGAUUUCCAAAGUGACAUGGACUGUUUGGUGACAGCUAGAGUGACAGGAAAGAUUCCAUCUGUUCCAGUUGACAUCUCGGAGUGGAAGUUCCCGAGUGGUAUUGUGUUGGCCGAUCCAAGCUUCAACGAACCGAGAGAAGUGGACCUACUGAUCGGUGCCGAGCUGUUUUUUAAAAUCCUGAAACAAGCUCAGCUGAAACUCUCUGAUAAUCUACCCGUACUGUUCGAGACUCAGUUCGGAUGGGUUAUUGCCGGUGCUUUAGAAGAGUCCGAGGAGGAAGUCGUCAACGUGCUGUGCGCCACAAAUGAGGAUCUGUUGCUGAAGAGCAUUCAGAGGUUUUUCGAGCAAGAAGAACUUCCAGAAGAAAAAGUCCUGACGAAUGAAGAGCAAGCAAUAGAAGAUCACUUCUGCAAAACUUAUCGACGAGAUGAGGAUGGCCGAUUCGUGGUUCAACUACCGUUCCGUGAGUCCAUCAAUGAACUAGGAAACUCCCGAUCAUUAGCGUUGAAGAGGUUCCUGUCAAUUGAGAAACAUCUAACCAAUAAACCCGAGAUGAAAGAGAUGUACCAAGAGUUUAUGCAGGAGUACAAGGACCUUGGUCAUUGCCACGAGAUCCGUGAGGAAGACGAUCCGCCUGGCCAACAGAGCUACUAUUUGCCACAUCAUGCUGUACUUAAACCUACAAGUACCAGCACAAAGUUACGUGAGAAAAUGUUUAGGCAAGUGAAACUUGAUCCAAGACAGACACAUUACCACAGAACUUUCUGGCGUGACCAACCGAUGGACCCGAUAAAAGUGAUGGAGUUGUUAACGGUGACCUACGGGACGUCUCCUGCAUCGUUUUUGGCAGUGAGGUCCAUGGUUCAACUAGCGAGAGAGGAAAGAGCCAACUUUCCUGCAGCUGCAGAGGCGAUAUUAGAGGACUGCUACAUGGACGAUAUAUUGAGUGGUGCCCCAACACUUGCAUCCGCGAAGCAACUGCGAAGUGAUAUCGAGGAGCUUAUGAUGAAAGGAAAAUUUCCUAUCCGAAAAUGGUGUACCAACGACGACGAAAUUCUUGAAGGUGUUCCGGAUCAAGACCGUGAGAAGCUAGUUCGAAUAGGAGAUUCUGGUACCAACGAGGCGAUUCGAGCUUUAGGUGUUCUGUGGGACCCAAGAUGUGAUCAGUUCCUGUUUUGGAGAAGCCCGGAAGUGAUGCAACCGGAUGUUAAGGUGACUAAAAGGUAUGUUCUCUCACAAAUCGCCAAACUGUUUGAUCCCCUUGGCCUCAUAUCACCUGUGAUCGUUUUGGCUAAGUCCAUCAUGCAGCAAUUGUGGGCUGAUGGUCUGGGAUGGGACGAGACCCUAGAGGGCGAGUUGUUGAGUAGAUGUGUGACCUUACAUCAGUCAUUGGUACAACUGAACGAGAUACGAAUACCGAGAUGUGUUAUGGCUCCUGGAGCUCAACGUAUUGAGAUUCACGGCUUCUCUGAUGCGUCGUGUACUGCUUAUGGUGCAUGCGUUUAUUUGCGUUGUGUUCAGGAGGACGGGGCAGUGUCAGUUAGGCUGCUUUGCAGUAAGUCAAGGAUUGCCCCUCUGCGUCGUCUCACAAUACCUAGAUUAGAGCUGUGUGCCGCUGUGGUAUUGGCCAAACUGGUUAGUGUAGUGAUCCCUAUUCUGAAAACCGAAUUCCACGAUAUCAAGCUGUGGUCUGAUAGCCAAAUUGUGCUGGCAUGGAUAAAGAAGAAUCCGGAUCAACUUCAAGUCUACGUCAGAAACCGAGUUUUGGAUAUUAACAAACUGACUAGUACCUACGAGUGGAAGUACGUCAGAUCCGAGAAUAAUCCUGCGGAUUUGGUGUCCAGAGGGUGUUACCCUGGUGUGUUGCAUCGUUCGGAUAUGUGGUGGAAUGGUCCACUAUUUCUGCAAGAUGUUAACUACGAUAUCCAGGAGACUCCGGUGAUUCAAGAUGAAGAGUUACCAGAAAUGCGACAAGCUCAAGUGUGUAACCCAGCGGUCGAUGUUGAAGACGAUCCGGUAUUCGAGCGGUGCGGAUCGUUUUCCAAGCUGCAACGUGUAUUGGCGCAGGUGGUGAGAUUCACUCGACUGAUACGAAUGAAAAAGGAGAAUCGUAAACAUGCAAGAUACAUUUCUGUGCAAGACAUGCGGAAGGCAUUGGAUUACAUAGUAAGGAUUUUGCAGAGGACCGGAUUGAACGAGGAGAUCCAGUGUGUUCAGCGUAAGGAGUUGCCGAAGCGAUUGGCGAAUCUUCAACCAUUCCUGGACGAAGAAGGCUUCCUUCGCGUCGGCGGGCGUCUACAAAACUCUAAAUAA